This is a messenger RNA of Aspergillus chevalieri, 684 nucleotides long. RefSeq lists its product as uncharacterized. Bases 1 to 684 code for a protein of 227 amino acids. The transcript has 5 exons. NCBI's taxonomy places the organism in Eukaryota, Fungi, Ascomycota, Eurotiomycetes, Eurotiales, Aspergillaceae. The record is from RefSeq and is a predicted model, not a curated record.
AUGUUUUCAAUAAGGCUAGUUGUCCGUAAGGGACUCAGGUUCCCUAAACGGACACAGAUUCGUUCCGUGACCACGCUGGACGGCCGUCCGUACAUAUAUGUCAUUCCGAAUGAAUCAGCCUCUGGCGAAAGCCAUAUCCUAUCCCUCCUACCAUCGAAACCGACAAACCCCAACGUGCCCAUUGGAAUCACGUCCAAAUUACCACCAACGCCAGAAUCCUUCAAAGAGAACCGGGGUUUUUUGAAUAUCCUGCAAGAAGUCGUUUCUAAACAUGCGCACGAAGACCCGGACAACAUCUCCCAGGCCCAGAUGAUGAUUUCCACAUCUGGAGCUAAUCUGAGCUCCGGAGGGGUCUUGUUGACCGGUCAGAAAGCGCGGAGACGGCGGGCUAGCGCGGACUCGAGUGGCGGCGCCAGUGGUCAGGGUGGUGCUGGUGGUGCUGGACGAGGAGGAUGGAUACAUGUCUUCGAUGAGAGAAGGCCACCUGAGUAUGGGCGGAUUCCAUGGCCUGAGGACAUUUUUGGGAGUCUUGAAGUCGAUGGUGAGGGUAAAUUCGUUAAUGGGAAUGGGAAUUACCAACCGAGUGGUACAUACCGAACUAUUACUCGAGACGGAAUUAUUGCGCCAAGCCCAUUCCUCAGAGGGAAGUUGGUCCAGAGACUACGCGAAAUCGAAUCUCAAUAA